This is a messenger RNA of Syngnathoides biaculeatus (alligator pipefish), 1715 nucleotides long. It is a transcript of the gene gpank1, whose product is annotated as G patch domain and ankyrin repeats 1. The record is from RefSeq and is a predicted model, not a curated record. The coding region runs from base 415 to 1473 and encodes 352 amino acids. Lineage: Eukaryota; Metazoa; Chordata; Actinopteri; Syngnathiformes; Syngnathidae. Gene Ontology annotation, molecular function: protein binding; nucleic acid binding. The transcript has 4 exons.
AGAUGCCACGGCUAGGAAGGUAGCUUAGCGUUGCUGUGUUCUCCACUUUGGAUUAUUUUCAUACAAAUACGCGGUUUAAACGUCGCGUUUUGACGUGUCUGGUUGUUGUCAAUGAAGCGAAGAGUUGACGGCUUUUAAAACUUAUUGGCUGGUGUUAUAGCUGCUUUGCCAGCAUUGAAUUACGUCUUUCGUCACAUCGUUUAUCUUGGCGACACAUUGUCACAAUGAUUGUCACUUUCUUAGUGGAGAAAUAUUAUAUUUUGUGAUAUUUAAAAGAUACUAGUUAAAUGGGGACACUAGAAAAAUGUUUGCUUGGUGUCAAACGUACUUUUCGUGUCUUUCCCAAUGCAUUUCUAAUGAUUAAGCUGUCACCGGGGCGAUGCUAAAAACAACUAUUUGAGUUAUUCGGUGGCAAUGACUGCGUUAGGUUUUACCCCGGCCAGAAAACGGGACAUUUUCACCAUCGAAGGGUCUCAAACGAGCAGCGCACCCGGCGGAGACGAGGCCAGGCGGUUUUACGAAAGCCUCCUUAAAGAUGAGAAAGUGAGUUUGAAAAGACAAAGUGGACAGCUGUGUCGAAAUGGGCACACCAGCAAAAGAGAAAGAAGGCGGAGGAGUCGUGAAACACAUGCUGCCGUGGGGGAAAGGAGAGGGGAAGGCAACCGAGCAAGAGAGACGACAGGCGGGUACGUCAACUCCGAGUUGUCGCUGGAGCUCCAGGGCCACAAGCUGCUGCGCUGCGCCCAAGAUGGAGACCUCGCCGGGCUGAAAGAUUUGCUUUCGAAGGGGGUGGAUAUCAAUUUCCAGGACACUUUUUUCUGGACAGGCGUGAUGUGCGCAAGCUGGUCGGGGCAAAGAGCCGCCGUGAGGUUGCUGCUGGACGGAGGCGCCGCGUGGGUGGGCGUCGUCGACACUCAGGGUCGGGAUGCCAGAGAUCUCGCCUCGGAGGCGGGCCACUGGGAUGUGUUGGAGGAGCUGGAGAGCUACGGGAGAAGCCCACCGAGACCAACAAAUACCAGCUCAGCACAGCCUCAGCACUGCCAGGUGUGCGGCGUGGAUUACACAAGCGGCCUGUCAUCACACGCGUCCUCCACUCUUCAUCAGUUCAACGUCAAACGCCCCCCGCCGGCCCCCGACUACUGCCUCCCGCCGUCCGCCAACAGUUACAAGAUGAUGCUGAGCUGCGGCUGGCGGCCCGGCGCGGGCCUGGGUCCGGGGGGCCGCGGGCUCCGGGGACCCGUGGCCACGGUCUUGAAAAGGGACCAGAAAGGCCUCGGCUACGGGGAGACGGCGGCAGCCAGGGUGACUCACUUCAAAGCGGGGGACCGAGACGCGGUGAAAUGGUCGCGUGUAGAGAACGAGAAAGAAAAAGAGGGGCAGCGACGGAAGGGAAAGACCAAAGCGGAAAUUUGGAGGAAAGAACAACAGGACAAAGCCUUCGAAAGAGAUUUCCGGGCCUCUUUUUAUUCGUGACGCCUGCCGUAUUUGUGGAUUGUUAUUUCACACAUGUGAUAUAUUAUAAGAGUGGAAAAUUCAUUUGAAAUAUUUGAAAAUGAGAGUGUGUGUGUGAAAGUAAAAUUGUAUUUAAUUUUGGUGUUCAAUUUUUUUCAGGUAUGCACUGCUGUGGAAAAAAAAGCAGUGACCCCCUUCUCAAAUUCUUAUACUUUUGUAUGGUUUCCCCACUUUUGAUUUUUAAGGUCGUCAAACAAAUGUAA